GGUCGUUCAGCAAGUCGUCAAUUUAAAUUCAUUUGUUGUAACACGUGUCAGUGAAUAGUUAUAUACUUAUUGAGUAUUGUUAUUAUUUAUAUAAAUAUUUUUAAACUAAUAUUUUAAUAAUAAAAAAUGUUACGAGAAUCAGUUGAAGAAAUAGCCGGAAAGCCUGAUGGCAAAAAUCGUAUCCACACUGAGACAAUAUCGGUUGAUUCACCACUUCGUAGAAGUUCGCGAAUUAAGCAAAACCUUAAACAAAAUGAAUUUUCACCUGAAUCGUCUCUAAGCGACGCUAAUAAUACACAAACUUCAAGGAGUCCAAGACGACGAUUAAUUACCAUGGACAAUACGGUUUCUAUUGAAAAUCAAAGAAAUUUACGUUCUAGGACAAAUUCUGUAUCUUCAGAUAUUAGCGAAGUUCUAGACACAGGUAUUGGUACACCAACAAGAAAAACUAAAAAUAAUGAUAAUAAAAUGAUAGGUAAUCGAAGAAGUAAACGCCUUGUAAGAGCUGGAUCAGAAGCGAAUUCACCACCAUCAGCAACAAGAAACACACGUAAUACAAGAGCUAGUUCUAUGGGACCUGAAGCUACAUCUGAUAAACUAACAGAAAAGCGAAGCAAUGAAUUAAUAAGUACAUCUAUUAGAACAAGAAGACGAUCUUCAUUAAUAUUUUCAGAAGUAACUACAGAAGAAAAAGGAAUAUCUAUGAAAAUUCCUAGGGUAACAUUAAAUCGUACAUUACCUGAUAUUAAUGAAAGUACACAAUCAGACUCAAAAAAUUCUCUUAAACCUAUAGAAGAAGAUGAUUCAUUGUUAUUUUCUAAAAACAAAUGUGAUACAAGUCAUAACAGUAUAUGUGAAAAAUACUUAGAUAAUGAUGUUAAGAUAACACAACACAAUGAUCCAGAAAAUUCUUCUUCAAAUAAAAUUGAAGAUGUUGAGAAGAAUUUAAUUAUGGAUAAUAAAAAAAUAGCAGAUAAUAGUAAAAGUGCAGAAUUAGAAAAUAACAAAACAUUAUCUCCAGAUAUUACAAUAAAAGAAAAAUCAAAUAAAUCUCAAAUACUUUCACAAAAUGAAAACCAAAAUAUAUCCAUGAAAUCAGAACUUGAGAAUUUAAAUGAUACUUUGGAAAAAUAUGAAGAUCAUAAUAAUAAAAAGAUUCUUACAACAAAUAUUAUUAUUGACUUACAAAACAUGAAUAAUACGCAACAAAAUCCACGAUCUAGUUUAAUUUCAAAUAAUUCAAAUGAAGAUAAAUGUAAAUCUCCUUGUGUUAAAAUAAAUUUAACACCAAAACAUUGUUCUAAAAAAUUAUCAGAUGUGUCAAAUGAUAAUGAUAAUGUUUCUCUAAAAAAAGUUGAAAAUAUAACCGAUUCAAUUAAUGAUUUAUCAGUUAAAAGUAUGGGUAUUUCAAUAAAUCAAGAAAGUAAUUCUGAUAAUAUGCAAAAAUUAAUUACAAGUCCAGAAACAGAGCCAGGCAAUGGUAAUCCAUAUAAUGAAAAUUCAGAUAAAAAUCUUUCUAUACAUAUAAAUGAUAAUAAAAAAGACAUAAAUAUAGCAAAUGAUAAUGAAUCUAUAGAAAUUAAUUCUAAAUUAAAUAAAAAAUCAGAAGAAAUUGAUAAUAUGAAUAUCAAAAUGGAUAUUUCAUGUGAAAAAGAAAGUAUGAAUGAGGAUGAUUUUGAAAAAGAUAGUACAAAUCAAUGUAAAAUUACAAAUGACCAAUGUGAAAUUGAAUUAAAUAUUAAAAUGGAUAUUUCAAGCGAGAAGGAAAACAUGAGUGAAAAUGAUUCUGAAAAAAAUAAUACAAAUCAAUAUAAAAAUACAAGUGAUCAGUAUAAAAUAAAAAAUAGAAAUAAUGAAUCAAAUACAUCAGACAUUAUAUAUGAAAAUGAUGAAAUAAAUUGUACGAAAGAGAUUUUAUCACCUAAAUUAAGUAAUAGAGAAUUAUCAAAUUCAAUAGACAUGAAAUUAAUUGAUAUUCAUAACUUCGAUAAAUCAAAACAUGAAGAUACGAAUUACUUACAAAAAAUAAAUGAAAUGAAUAAUUCAUCUUCUGAUCUAUCAAAAUCUUGUAAUACUGAUAUGAGUUCAGAGGAUUUAAUUGUAACCAAUAUAAAAGAAGACAAUGUAACUAAUUUGAACAAAAAUAAUUAUCCUGUUACAGAAUCUACUGAUUUGGUUCAAGUAGCAUCUGAAAAACAAGAAUAUUUAGAAAAAGAUUCUGUAUUAGAUAAUUCUACUGAUUCUUUAAUGUUAAAAAAACAAUUACAAACAAAUGAAUUACAAUCAAAAGAAAAAUAUCCAGAUAUCAAUAAACCAAUAUCCAAAGAGUAUCAAGAAAAGAUUCAAAUUGGUGAUAAUAAUUCUGAUACAAAUAUGACAAAUUUAUUUCAAGACAUUCCAGCUACUGAAUGGAAAGAAAAAAAUAAUGAAUAUGAUAAAAAUUCUGAACAUUUGUCAACUGAAAAAUUAGAAAAUCAAAUGGAAAGUGAUUAUGAUCUUAUUUUAGUCGAUAAAGAGGCAUAUUCAUCUGCAGAAAAACUAAAAAAAGAGAAAGAAAUAUUUGAUUAUGAUUCAGAUGAUACUAUUAUAUUAAAAAUACAAAGAGAUUCCAUGAAAACAGAAAAUGAUACAGAAAUAUCGAUGGAUAUACUAGAAAAUAAAUGUAAAUUAAAUGAUAGCAAAAAUAAAUCUUCCACUAGCAAUAAACGAAAAAGUAUAAAAAAUAAAAAUAAAGAAAAAAAAGAAGUAAAAAGUGAUAUAGAAGAUGCAGAAGAAGAUGUAAAAUUACAAAAUAUGGAAAUAUCAGAUGGAAAAUCAUCGAGAGAUAAAACAAGAAAAAAAUUGAAAAAAAAUUAUUCAACAACAGCUAAUAUUUUAUCGGACUCUGAAAAAAGUAAAGAUAUUUCUGAUUCAGAUGACACACAAAAAAAAUUCAUGAACAUACCUAAAUUUUUAUUUGCAGAAACCAGUGAUAGUGAGAACAAUGAUAGUGAAUCUAAUAAUAGUAUAGAUUCUGAUAUUCAAAAAGAAUAUAAUUUUCACGGUAAAAACAUUUCGAAGUUUUCCGAUGAUGAUAUACCAGGAGAUGAAUGUAGAGCAUCAGAAACGGAAUCAUCAGAUCCAGAUGAUAAUGGAUCAGAUAUGGCAGAUUUUAUAGUUGAUGAUGAUGAAGUUGAAGAAGAAGAAGAAAGUGAAAGUGAAGAGAAGGAAAAUGAAGAAAUUGAAAACGAAAAGAAGAAGAACGAAGAAAGUGAAAAUGAAGAAAAAGAAAAUGAAGAAGAAAAUGAAGAAAUUGAAAUUGAAGAAAAGCAAGACAAAGAAAAAGAAGAGGAGAAAGAUGAAGAAAUUGAAAAUAAUGUUGAGCUAGAUAUUGAAGAGAAUGUUAAAAAAAGUAAGAAAAAGGGCAAGGAUAAAAAGCGAGAUCAAAAUAUUGAAAAAUCAUUAAAUGGAUCUCAAAUAAUAUUUAAUAAAAAAAUAAAAGAUCUUGAUGUCAAAAUGGAUAAUUCAAAUAUAAAAGAAAACGUCAAUGAAUCAAUGGUAUAUAGUACUCCUAAAAUUAAUUUAUCUAACAAAGACAAAUUUAAUAUUAAAACUUAUGAUGUUCAGAAAAAUUUGUCUCUUGACGAGGAAAAAAGUAAAGAUAUAACGCUAAAGAAAAAAUUAAAAAAAUUAAAAAGCGAUGAAAGUCUUGCACAUAGAAGUCUUCCAUCUGAAUUAAUUGAAUUUGUAGCAGAAACAAAUCUGUCAAGGCCAAUGUCAUCUAAAGUAUUAGGAUUAAACAAAACAACAUUAGUUUUGGGAAGCGACACACCUACAACAAGAUAUUUGAAGAAAGAUAAAUUAAAUGAAAGUGCACCAAUACUGAAAUCAGAUAUUAUGUUCAAAGAAUUAACAAAUACUAUUAAUAGUAGUAAGAAAAACGAUCAAAUUGAAAAAGAAAAUGAAGACGACAAUGAAAAAAAUAAAAAAAUAUCUAAAGAAGUAGAUGAUUCGUUAAAAAAGAAAUUAUUUAAUGUGGCAAAUAAUAUAUUAGAAAAUGAUCGUAGAAAAAAACGAAAAAAACAGAAACAAUCAACAAUACAAGAAACAAUUGAUCCUAUAUUACUUGAAAGUGAUUUCCAAUUGAAUAAAAAUGCAGAUAUGUUAAAGAGAACAAAAGAAAUUGUUCCUUUUAUUAAUACUAAUGAUGAUAAUGAUAAUGAAAUAAGAAAAGUAAAUAAGAUAAAAAAAAAGAAAAAAAAAAUGUAUGAAAAUAAUGUUCAAAUGGAACAUCAAAUAUUUGAAAACAUUCUUGAAACAAAACCAGACAGUCUUGAUAAAAAUAUACAUAAUGAAGUAAAAAAGAAAAAGAAGAAAGAAAAAAUAAUUGAAGAUGUUUCAAAUUUGAUAAAUACAAAUGAAAAAACUAACAUAGUAAAGAAGAAAAAGAAAGCUUCAGAUGUUUUUUCAAUAUGUGAUGACAUGUCAAAUGAGCAAUCACGUAAAAAAAAGAAGAAAAAAGAAACAUGUAAUAUUGAUGUACAAAUAAAAGAGAAGAUAUUUGAAAAUAUUCGAUCGGAAAAUUAUGAUGAAAAAAUAUAUAAUGAAAUAAAAAAGAAAAAGACUAACAUAACGAAAAAGAAAAAAAAGGUUUUAGAUAUUCUAUUAAAUAAUAAUAUUUCAAAUGAGCAAUUAUCUAAAAAAAAUAAGAAAAAGAAAGCAUAUGAUACUGAUGUACAAUUAAAACAAAUAUUUGGAAACACUAUUGAAACAAAAGCAGAAUGUUUAGAUGAAAAAAUACAUUCUGAAGAAAAAGAAAAAAGAAAAAAGAAAAGAGAAAACACAAAUGAAAACGUUUUAAAUCCAUCGAAUACAAAUAAAAAUACUAAAAUAGUAAAGAAGAAAAAAAUAGCAGAUAUUUUACCGAAUAAUACUUUAAAUGAGCAAUUAUCUAAGAAAAAGAAGAAACAGAAAACAUAUGAUAUUGAUAUACAAAUGAGAAAGCCAAUAUUGGAAAACGUUAUCGAAACAAUAUCAAAAAGUCAUGAUGAAAAAAUAUAUAAUAAACUGAAAAAGAAAAAAAAAAUAGAAAGCGCAAUUCACGAUAUUUCAAAUAUCACAGAUAUAAAAGGAAUGACUAAAAUAAAACAGAAAAAAUUCUCAGAUAUAUUGAAUAAUGUUUCAAAUGAGCAAUUAAUUAAGGGGAAAAAAAGAAAACAGAAAUUAUUAAAAGAUAUUACUUCUCAAGAUAAAGAAGAAAUUUUAGAGAAAAUACCACAGAAAAAACAAAGAUUAUUAGAAAAUGCUUUAACAUAUAACAUGAUACAAAAAAGAAAAUAUUUAGAAACUCAUGAAUCUAAUGCUAAUAAAAAAAGAAAAAUACUUGUAGAACAAGAUUUUAGUUUACCAAGUAAUUCUGGAAGUACGACUCAUUUUGAUGUUGUUGAUAUUCAAAAAAUUAAAAAGAAAAAAAAAGUUUCAUUUCGAAAUAAAAUUUUAGGUAGAAAUUUUCGAUAACUUGGUUAUUUACUGAAGUAUUUAAAAAAACAAAAAACUAAA
Messenger RNA from Apis laboriosa (Himalayan honeybee), 5538 nucleotides. RefSeq names its product dentin sialophosphoprotein-like. Lineage: Eukaryota; Metazoa; Arthropoda; Insecta; Hymenoptera; Apidae. The record is from RefSeq and is a predicted model, not a curated record. The transcript is spliced from 7 exons. Bases 127 to 5496 code for a protein of 1789 amino acids.